Phoenix dactylifera (date palm) is the source of this 1609-nucleotide messenger RNA. Its product is annotated as SAGA-associated factor 29 homolog A-like. The record is from RefSeq and is a predicted model, not a curated record. Gene Ontology annotation, cellular component: SAGA complex. NCBI's taxonomy places the organism in Eukaryota, Viridiplantae, Streptophyta, Magnoliopsida, Arecales, Arecaceae.
UCUCUCUCUCUCUCUCUCCAAAUAUUCUUUGCUUAGAUGCAAGUAAUAAUAUGAGUUGAACCUCGUAUCCCAUUUGUUUUCUUUUAAUCAUUAAUUGAGAAAUAAAGUGUCUGCUGCGAUUUGGGAUUUUGGGGCACUUGGCAGGUAUCCGAACGUUGUGAUCCCGAGUGAUACCCCACUAUACCCUUCGAGGCGUGGUCUCGCAGGUUAUUAAUCUCGACGUUGGCCUACGCCCUCGAUCGUCUUCAGAAAGAAGGAAAUUCCUUUAGAUUUCUUAGGGCAAGAGAGAGGGGGGGAAGAUGUCGGGGAUCGAGAUCAGCGAGCUGUUGGAGAAGUCGAAGGAACUGGACUUGCUGAGGAAGCAACAGGACGAUCACCUCCAGGAGAUCAACAAGAUCCACAAGAAGCUCCAAUCCACUCCAGAGGCGGUUGCUGAAAAAUCAGGAGAUAUCAUGUUAACUAGGCUCCGGAAUUUAUAUGUCACAGUAAAAGAACUCUCUGACAAUGAAGUGAGUGUUUCAAGUGCAUUGAUGAACCAUUUGGAUGCUUUACUACAAUCGGGACUUUCAGCUGCACAGAGGAAAAAGAUAGAAGUCAGUGAGCAGAAAAAGAAGCGAAUGAAGUCAGAAUCAGAUAUUUCUCGAUUUCCUUCUGCUGCAUCUAUGAGAAGCCAACUCGAGCAGGCUGCUAAUUUGAAGGGAGAGCAGGUGGCAGCUAGGGUCACUGAUGAUGCUGAAAAUGCUGAAAAGGAUGAGUGGUUUAUUGUAAAAGUAAUUCAUUUUGAUAAGGAUGCCAAGGAAUUUGAAGUGCUUGAUGAGGAGCCUGGUGAUGAUGAAGAAAGUGUUCAGAGGAAGUACAAGCUGCCUAUGUCACGCAUCAUUCCUUUUCCAAAGAAAAAUGAUCCUUCUAGUGCACUAGAUUUUCUCCCAGGCAGGCAGGUCUUGGCUGUUUAUCCUGGAACUACAGCUUUGUAUAAGGCAACUGUGGUCAAUCACCGUAAGAGGAAAUCUGAUGACUAUGUGCUUGAGUUUGAUGAUGACGAAGAAGAUGGAUCUUUACCUCAAAGAAGUGUACCAUUCUACAAGGUGGUUCCACUUCCAUAGGGCCAUCGCCGAUGAAGUGAAAUCAUGCAACUGCUAUUAGUCUUCAGAUAUUAAUCUUCAAGCUACAAAUGGACUCUCAUGAUGUUGUAUAUGUGGGCUGUUUAGGUGGUGCUUUGUUCAUUGUUUUACAGAGUCAUGUCUACUUCAUCAUGAUGCUCCCACAACACACUUGAGCUGUUGGAUCAUCAUCAUCAUUGCUGUCUUAACACAAGCAUCAUUCAAGCAUUAGAGCUAGUAAGUUAAUGUUAAAUCUAAAACAGAUUUUUGUCUGAUAAAUGUUAUGAACUUGUAAGUAACUUCAUGCAAGUAUGUCGUCGAUUUUGAAACUGGAGGGAGCUAAUUGUAGCAAAACUCAUUUGCUCCUCCUCCUUGUAUGUCAAAACUAAGUAACAUAUAUAGAGGCCUAUACAUAGGCUAUAAGCGCACUAGAUGGGAAAUGUAAAUGUUAAUUAUAUAGUUCUCUUGCUGCAAUGAUAUUCCUGCAGGGUGUUUUGUGAUCUUUUUCA